Rosa chinensis is the source of this 2603-nucleotide messenger RNA. RefSeq names its product pentatricopeptide repeat-containing protein At3g53700, chloroplastic. Gene Ontology annotation, molecular function: protein binding. Bases 133 to 2433 code for a protein of 766 amino acids. The record is from RefSeq and is a predicted model, not a curated record. Lineage: Eukaryota; Viridiplantae; Streptophyta; Magnoliopsida; Rosales; Rosaceae. The transcript has a single exon.
ACAAUUAUCCGUCCACCUCUUUCUGUACUUCAGCUCUUCACCAUUUUCAGCAGCAAAAUUCAAACACUGAUAAAGCUCGACUUCAAAAGCCCUCAUCUUUCAUGGCUUAAACCAACCCCACCAAUCCAUUCAAUGGCUUCCUCUUUCUGCACCCGAUGCUAUUCCUGGUCUCUCACACCCACCAUAAUCCCAACACCUCCACCUCAUCGACCCUUCACUUCCCUCUCCUUCCCUCGCCAUGAACGCCUCGUCGUUCAUUCUUCACUUUCCUAUUCUACCCCAAUUUCUACUACCCAUCAUCCCCUCCCUCAGGACUUCACCCCCCAGCAGCUCCUCGACUCCCUCCGCCGCCAAAACGACGAGUCGUCCGCGCUCCGCCUCUUCGACUGGGCCUCCAAGCAGCCCAGUUUCGCGCCCAACCCCACCAUCUACGAGGAGGUGCUCGCCAAGCUCGGAAAGGUCGGGUCUUUCGAGUCGAUGAGGGACAUCUUGGAUGAAAUGAAGCACAACGGGUGCCUCAGUAAAGGUAGUUUCUUGAUUUUCAUCGAGAGUUACGCUAUGUUUGAUUUGUAUGAUGAGAUUCUGGGUGUUGUGGAUGUGAUGGAGAGUGAAUUCGGGUUGAAACCCGAUACCCAUUUCUUUAAUUUCUUGCUCAAUGUGUUGGUUGAUGGGAACAAGCUUAAACUAGUCGAAACUGCGAAUUCGAGCAUGAAUAGCAAGGGGAUUAAGCCUGAUGUGUCUACAUUUAACAUUUUGAUUAAGGCUUUGUGUAGAGCUCAUCAGAUUAGGCCUGCCCUUUUGUUGAUGGAGGAGAUGGGGAACUAUGGUUUGAAGCCUGAUGAGAAGACUUUUACCACCAUAAUGCAGGGUUAUAUUGAGGAGGGUGAGAUGAAAGGUGCAUUGAGAAUUAGGGAGCAGAUGGUAGAUUAUGGUUGCCAUUGUAGUAAUGUGACUGUUAAUGUUUUGGUUAAUGGGUUUUGCAAGGAGGGUAGGGUUGAUGAAGCGUUUAGUUUUAUUGAGAAGAUGGCAAAGGAGGGGUUUUCUCCUGAUCAGUAUACGUUUAAUACGUUGGUGAAGGGUUUGUGCAGGGUGGGGCAUGUUAAGCAUGCUUUGGAGGUUAUGGACGUGAUGUUGCAAGAGGGGUUUGAUCUGGAUAUCUAUACGUAUAACUCUUUGGUUUCAGGGUUGUGUAAGUUGGGUGAAAUUGAAGAGGCAGUGGACAUUCUUGAUCAGAUGGUUUCGAGGGACUGUUCCCCAAAUACUGUCACCUAUAAUACUCUGAUUAGCACAUUGUGCAAGGAGAACCGGGUUGAGGAGGCUACUAAGCUUGCGCGUGUACUUACUAGCAAGGGAAUCAUACCUGAUGUUUGUACUGUCAAUUCACUGAUUCAAGGUCUCUGCUUGAACAGUAAUCAUAAAGUUGCUAUGGAACUGUUUGAGGAGAUGAAGAUGAAAGGGUGUCAGCCUGAUGGGUUUACUUACAGUUUGCUUAUUGAUAGCUACUGUUCUAGAGGGAAGCUGGAAGAGGCUUUGAGCUUGCUGAAAGAUAUGGAGUCGAGCAGCUGUCCGCGAAAUGCAGUAAUAUACAAUACUCUGAUUGAUGGGUUCUGCAAAAACAAGAGGAUUGAAGAUGCAGAGGAAAUUUUUGAUCAGAUGGAACUGCAGGGUAUUUCAAGAAAUUCAGUGACCUAUAACACCCUUAUUGAUGGCCUUUGCCAGAGUAGGAGGGUGGAGGAUGCUUCUCAACUCAUGGAUCAGAUGAUAAUGGAAGGCUUGAAGCCUGACAAGUUCACCUACAAUUCGCUUCUCACGUAUUUCUGUAGGUCGGGGGAUAUUAAGAAGGCAGCCGAUAUUGUUCAAAACAUGACUUCAAAUGGGUGUGAACCAGACAUUGUCACUUAUGGGACCCUAAUUCAGGGGUUAUGUAAGGCAGGUAGAACUGAGGUUGCGAGUAGACUCCUAAGAAGUUUGCAGAUGAAAGGGUUGGUUCCGACUCCACAUGCUUAUAACCCUGUGAUACAAGCACUAUUUAAACGAAAGAGAACAACCGAAGCGAUGAGGCUUGUUCGAGAAAUGAUGGAAAAAGCUGAUCCUCCAGAUGCUAUAACAUUUAAGAUUGUCUUUCGUGGGCUUUGUAAUGGUGGAGGACCAAUUGGAGAAGCAGUUGAUUUUGCGAUUGAGAUGAUGGAGAAAGGGCACUUACCAGAAUUUUCAUCAUUUUCUAUGCUGGCUGAAGGACUAUACGCUUUAUCCAUGGAGGAUACCCUGAUUAAGCUUGUAGAUAUCAUCAUGGAGAAAGCAAGAGUUUCAGACAGUGAAGCUUCAAUGAUAAGGGGUUUCCUCAAAAUCCGAAAAUUUAAAGAUGCACUGGCCACUCUAGGUGGUAUUUUGAAUAGCCAAAGGCCUAGAAAAUCUUAUCGGACCAGAAAUUAAUUUCAAUCAGUUUCGGUUAUCAUCAUAAACCUUGGUAUCAAUAUAUUAUAGUGCUGUUGGAUAUCUUUGGUUGGCUCUGGGGAAACCAUCCCUUCUAACUUCCCAAUCUGUGCAAAAGAAAAAGUCAGGUACUUUUGUGACCAUAAGCACCGUCUUUGGAUACUUUCAUA